GACGUACCAUGUCGCAGCGCAGUCCUUUAGUUGCUACUGCUGUGACAGUGUUUGCCGGCAGUCGACCAUAGCUACAGUGAAGUGUCAAUCAAACUGGUGGUGCUGUCUGGACAUGCCAUCUUCUUGGGAAUCUCUGGAUGAACACUGGAAGCAACGUGCUCAGUAUGAACUCAAGGAAGAUCCAACAAAGAUAGAAGCCAACAUUUGUGCUCUGAGGGCACUUGUGCAAGGAGAAAAAGGCUUAUAUUCAAGGACUGAUGACACUUUCCUCUUAACUUUCUUAAGAGCAAGGAAACACAAUGUGAAUGAAGCCUUCAAAAUGCUUGAAAACUUCUACGAAAUGAAGGAGUCUUUUCCAGAACACCUUGAACCAUACCUUCCAUCAGAGAAAAGUAACAUUUAUGAUAUAGAAGGAAUGACUGUUUUAGAACAAAAAGAUGAUGAUGAAAGAGCUGUAGUCAUCAUAAGAGUGGAAAACACAGAUUUCAGAAAAGUUACAGUAGAAGAGUGUUUCCAGCUAAUAACAACAGUGCUUUUAUUUUGUUGUGAAGAUCAAUAUGUUCAAAUUUCUGGUAUAACUGUCAUUGUGGAUCUAAAAGGAUUUGGAUUUCAACACGCAAUUCGUGGAACACCAAAAACUUUGUCUUUAUUUAUUAAAAUGUUUCAGGGUAGUUUUCCACUAAGGCUUAAAAGUGUUCAUAUUGUAAACCAUCCAAAACUUUUUGCACCUUUUUUUACAUUGGCAAAGCAGUUUAUGAAAGAAAAGAUGAGGAGAAGGAUUCACUUUCAUGGUACUGACAUGUCUUCACUGCACACACACAUACCUUAUGAAAUUUUACCACAACAACUGGGAGGAAUGCUUCCAAAUUUCAAUUUCACUAGUUUCAGAAAUAAACUUCAACAACAUGAAGAUAAGAUUGCAGCAUGGCGCAAGUAUGGAUAUGGCAAGAAACCUCAAGAAGAUACACAAAAUUGAAUUUUUAAAUGAAUUAGGAUGUUAUGUAUGCUGCAAGAAAAAAUAUGUUCAUAUAUACAACAGUAACAAAGCCAUUUGCAGUACCAGCACAGCAAGGGCGUUUUGGUUGAUGUUCCAAGGCCAGAUCAGUCAAUCAUCCAGACUGUUGCCCCUGCAACUACUGAAAAGGCUGCUGUCCAUCUUCAGGAACCACACAUUUGUCUGGCCUCUCAACAGAUACCCCUCCUACAGUACAGCUAUCUGUAUCGCUGCGGCAUGCAAGCCUCCCAACCAAUGGUACGCGUAGAGUCCCGGCUGGUGGUGAUAAUGUUCCCCGGCUGCCCGCCCGUCUAAUGGGCCAGCCGGCCAGCUGCACGCCACUGGCUGGCCAGCUGCACGCCGCUGAAUCAGUUGCAUUUUAACGAUGUAUCAACCU
Molecule: messenger RNA, 1391 nt
Organism: Schistocerca cancellata (South American locust)
Lineage: Eukaryota; Metazoa; Arthropoda; Insecta; Orthoptera; Acrididae
Product: retinaldehyde-binding protein 1-like
Exons: 10
Coding region: 113-976 (287 amino acids)
Cellular component (GO): membrane
Molecular function (GO): phosphatidylinositol bisphosphate binding
Source: RefSeq, a predicted model, not a curated record